Mycotypha africana is the source of this 1677-nucleotide messenger RNA. Its product is annotated as 2-isopropylmalate synthase. The transcript is spliced from 3 exons. Gene Ontology annotation, molecular function: 2-isopropylmalate synthase activity. Gene Ontology annotation, biological process: L-leucine biosynthetic process. Bases 1 to 1677 code for a protein of 558 amino acids. NCBI's taxonomy places the organism in Eukaryota, Fungi, Mucoromycota, Mucoromycetes, Mucorales, Mycotyphaceae. The record is from RefSeq and is a predicted model, not a curated record.
AUGACCGGCACCGACAAACUUAUCAUUUUCGACACUACUCUCCGUGACGGUGAACAGUCCCCUGGUGUUACUUUGAAUACAGAGGAAAAGAUUGAAAUCGCCAAACAACUCUCACGUCUCGGUGUAGAUGUGCUUGAAGCAGGUUUUCCAAUUGCUUCUGUUGGUGAUUUUGAAGCCGUACAACGGAUUGCCAGAGAAGUAGGACCCUUGAUGGACGGAAGAGAGAAAAUUGGUCAACCUAUGACAAUUUGUGGUCUUGCUCGCUCUACGCCAGGUGACAUCAAGCGCUGUGCAGAAGCAAUUGCUCCAGCUCCACGAAAACGUAUCCACGUCUUCCUUGCCACAUCCGAUGUUCACUUGAAAUACAAAUUAAAAAUUGACCGUGAAGAGUGUGUCAAGCGCGCCGUUGCUGCUGUCACUCUUGCUCGCUCGUUUGUAGAUGAUGUUGAGUUUUCUCCAGAGGAUGCUGGUCGCUCCGAUCCCGACUUCCUUUGUACAGUUCUUGGCAAGGUUAUUGAAGCCGGCGCAACCACGCUCAAUAUUCCCGACACAGUAGGCUAUAACACGCCUGAAGAGUAUGGCAAACUCAUUCAGUAUCUUGUUGAAAAUACACCAGGAGGAAAAGACGUCGUAUUCUCUACGCAUUGUCAUAACGAUCUCGGCUUAGCGACAGCUAACACCCUGGCUGGUAUUGCAAAUGGUGCAAGACAAGUAGAAGUAACAAUCAACGGUAUUGGUGAACGUGCUGGUAACACCGCUAUGGAAGAAGUCGUCAUGGCCAUCCAUACGCAUCCCAAUUAUUUCCCUGUUCACCAUACUAUCAAUACACAACUCAUUUACCGCACAUCACAGAUAGUCUCCUCUCUUUCGGGUAUGAUUGUUCAACCCAAUAAAGCCAUUGUUGGCCGUAACGCGUUCCUUCACGAAUCAGGUAUUCAUCAAGAUGGAGUGCUCAAGAAUCGCCAAACUUACGAAAUCAUUACACCUGAAACAGUGGGUGUUACCGAUAUCAAUCUCGUACUUGGUAAACAUUCUGGCCGCAAUGCCUUCCGUGAACGUUGUAAGGAACUUGGUUUCGUUGAUAUUCAAGAGGCUGAUUUUCAACGUGCCUUUAAUGAAUUCAAGGCUCUAUGUGACAAGAAGAAGAAUGUCAAUGACGAAGAUAUCCUUGCUAUUUUGACAAACCAAAUCAGUGCCAAUGUUAAUACCUCAUUCUACACUCUAACAUCAAUUCAAGUGGUGGGUGGUGCAGAAACAACAUCUAUGGCAAGCGUGAAGAUAUUUGAUGUGAAAGCAGAAAAGGAAUUGAGUGAUGCGGCUGUAGGAAUCAAUGGACCCAUUGAUGCAAUAUUCGAGGCUAUACAGCGUAUCAUCAAUCGCCGUUUCCGUCUCACCAAAUUUGACAUUAGUGCAGUAGGGGAAGGAAGCGACGCCUUGGGCAAAGCUGAAAUACAAAUAAUGGUAGAUCCUGCUACUACUGUAGUAACAAACUCAGAAACUGUUCCUGAUGAACGCGUUAAGAAGUCAGCUUUCAGUUCUUGUAUUGCCGAUGUUGACAUCAUGACUGCCGCUGCUAAGGCUUUCAUUGCUUCGAUCAACAAGCAGCUAGUAUAUGAAAGUGAAUUGGCUGCUGGCACUGCUCGUAAUUUUGGUGACGAACGCAAAGUGAAUGUUUAA